AUGGCGGCCCGUGAAUUCAACCUGACUUUUGAAGUCGCUCCUCCUGCCGCCGUGCGCCCCGGACUCCCUUUUACCAUCCCCGUCAUCAUAGCCGUUCGGCCUAUCGGCACACCUGCACGAAAUGUACAGCACCUCGUCGUGAGCGCUAGUUUGCGCGAUGAAAAUAGUACAGCCCCUGCUGUUGGAUUGGGUGGCAGUUUAACGGCCAGCGUUCGCAGCCGCAGCGAUAAUGCAAUGAGCGGAUACGCUAAGUUCCCCUCUCUCACAGUUUCGCGACCAGGAAAGUAUCGUGUUCGCGUGAUGCUGAGUGCAGCUUCUGUCAAUGGGGUCGUCACCAAGGAGUUCGUCGAUUCGGGAGUCAUUAAUGUGCACGCUGCUGCUCCGGCGGCCCAAAGACCGACUCCCCUCCAAGCUGGAACCUUGCAGCGACUAACAGCUGAAAACCUGGAUAUCUCUACAGCGGAUAUCGCGAAGUGGCAAUCUGCGUGA
Messenger RNA from Penicillium waksmanii, 489 nucleotides. RefSeq lists its product as uncharacterized. Bases 1 to 489 code for a protein of 162 amino acids. Lineage: Eukaryota; Fungi; Ascomycota; Eurotiomycetes; Eurotiales; Aspergillaceae. The record is from RefSeq and is a predicted model, not a curated record. The transcript is spliced from 2 exons.